UCCCUAUAUAUAUUAUUAUAGUUUGUUAUGCUAUAAUGAUGUUAAUUGGUACCUAUUUCUCUUUUUGAACACCAGAUGACUUUGUUAUUAAUUUCAAACAUUAUAUGUCUUUUUUAUAUAUCUUUUUGCUUAUGUUUUUUUCCUAAGUUAAUUUUUUGCAUGCUAAUAUGAUUUUCAGGACUAAGAACAAUCAAAUGGAUGAUUCUAGUUCUAGUUCAUCUUCUACAGAUAGCGAUUUCGAUGACUUUUCAGAUUUUUUGAUGCUAUACCUUCUAAGUGAUUAUAAUGAGAAGUUUAUUGAGAAAAUCCCUCAACGAACAUCUGUUUUAAGUGGAGAGGAUUUUGUGAAACAAUUAUUAGGUGGUCAUGAGAGAACAUGUUACGAAUUGUUGCGAAUGGAUAAGAAUGUAUUUGUUGAGCUUUGUACUUGUUUAAAACAAAAGGAAUACAUUAAGGACACCCGAGAGGUUAAAGUUGAAGAGUCAGUUGCUAUUUUUCUUAUGAUUGUUGGUCAAAAUAUGAGAAUGAGACUUAUAGCAGAUCGAUUUCAACAUUCGCUUGAAACCAUUGAUAGGCAUUUUCGUCUAACAUUGAAGGCAAUAUGUAAAUUAGGACAAGAUAUCAUUCGUCCAACUCAGUCUCCAUUACCUUUUCGUAUUGUCAAUUCCUCGAAAUACUAUCCAUGGUUUCAGAAUUGUAUAGGUGCAAUUGAUGGAACACAUGUGAGUGCAUGUGUCCCUGCAGAUAAGCAAGUCAGUUACAGAGGUCGAAAAAAUGUAGUAACACAAAAUGUUUUAUGUGCUUGUAACUUCGACAUGUUCUUUACUUUUGUAUCUGCUGGUUGGGAGGGCACUGCAAAUGAUUCCAGUGUGUUUAUAGAUGCAAUUACAACACCUGAAUAUAAGUUUCCACUACCUAAAGAAGGUAUUUGUAACCAAAAUUAAAUUAAUAUUUUAUUAUUUAGUGAUGGUGCUUAUAGAAAAUGAAUUCUUUUGUAGGUGAAUAUUAUGUUUUGGAUUCUAGAUUUCCAUGUACAAAAGGUUUUCUCCCACCAUAUCGUGGUGAAAGAUACCAUUUGCAAGAAUACAAUAGUGGACGUAAUGGACCGCGUGGCAUGAAAGAACUAUUCAAUUAUAGACAUUCUUCACUUAGAAAUGUCAUUGAACGGUGCUUUGGUGUGCUAAAAGCUCGUUUUCCGAUAUUAAAGAUGAUGCCACCUUACAAAUUGAGUCGACAAACUUUAAUAGUAAUUGCUUGUUGUACACUUCAUAAUUUUAUUCGACAACGCACCCAAUAUGAUCAUAUGUUUAGAGAAUGGGAAGAAAAAGAACUUGAGAGUGAAGACAACAUAGAAGGAUGUGAAACCAGUGUCUCAAGAUAUGAAGUUAAUUUGUCUGAUGAAUCUGCUGCGGCAAUGGCACGUGUUCGAGAUCGUAUUGCUCAAACUAUGUGGACGGCUUAUAAUAAUAGAAAUUAGUCAAUUAUAUUUUAAUGUUUGAUGAUACAUUCAAGAUUAAAUUUAUUUUUAUAAGGAUAUAUUGUAGACUAAUGGUUAUUUUAUAUCUAUUUUAGAUUAAAAAAUUCUUUAAGAAUUUUAUAAUUAUAUUUUUAAGUAUUAUAAUAUUAUAUUUACUUAUUAUUUAAAAUUAUUUUUUUUAAAUAAAUUAGAUAUUAAUAUGUUAUUGAAUUAAAUUAAAAUU
Cannabis sativa is the source of this 1700-nucleotide messenger RNA. RefSeq lists its product as uncharacterized. The transcript has 2 exons. The coding region runs from base 168 to 944 and encodes 258 amino acids. Lineage: Eukaryota; Viridiplantae; Streptophyta; Magnoliopsida; Rosales; Cannabaceae. The record is from RefSeq and is a predicted model, not a curated record.